GAUGGGCUUCAGGGAUGAGGCCGCGGGACAUUUCCUAAAGGCACUGAAACUGCGGCCGGACUUUCCCGAGGCGAAGGAGAAUUUUUACCGCGUGGCCAACUGGCUCGUCGAACGCUGGCACUUCCUCAUGCUCAACGAUCACGGGCGGAACCACCGGUACCAACUGGCCAUUGAGAAAGCGGUGAGGGCGGGCUGCAACACUGUCCUCGACAUCGGCACCGGCACCGGCAUCCUUGGAAUGUGCGCGCGGAAGGCGGGCGCGGCUGAGGUGUACGCCUGUGACCUGUCUAAGACCAUGUACGAGCUGGCGGGCGAAGUGCUCUCGGCCAACGGCAUGUCGGACAGCAUCAAGAUCCUUCACAUGAAAUCUCUAGACAUGGAGAUACCCAAAGACAUACCUCAAAGGGUGUCGCUGGUCGUCACGGAGACGGUGGAUGCUGGGUUGUUUGGUGAGGGCAUCCUCGAGAGUUUGAUUCAUGCCUGGAAUCAUCUGCUUUUGCCUCCGCCGAACACCCAGGAGCUGUCAUUGAAGAGUUCCUCCCAAACGGGUCGGGUCAUACCAGCUGGUGCCACGGUGUUUGGAAUGGCCGUCCAGUGCCAGGAGAUCCGAAGGCACCACAGGCUGUGUGUGCGUGAGGUUGGGGGGCUGGACCUGUCAGCUGUGGGGGAGAUCCGCAGUCCGGUCAGCAGCUUGGCCAAUCCGGAUGACUCCUCGGAGCCGUACACCACAGAGCGACUGAGCAGGCUGCCGGGGGGAUACACCCCCCUCACACAACCCUUCAAAGCGCUGGACGUCAACUUCAACGAUGUUCAGGAGCUGGAGGGGCUGUGUUUCAGAGAGUCCAGUCAGCUCCGGAUCAGGGUGACCCAGGGCGGGGUUCUGGACGCUCUGGCUGUGUGGUUCCAGCUCCAUUUGGACCAGGAGCUCAGUCUGUCCACGGGCCCGCAAGAGGACACCUGCUGGGAACAGGCCAUUUACCCAGUCCAGAGUCCUAUCAGCUACGCUCUGAAAAGUGGAGAUGAGCUCGUUGUGGAUGUGUCCUGCAAGGACGCCUACCUGAGACUGCGCUGUGUUGCCGUGGUGACAGACGGACGCGUGUUCCGUCUGGACGGCCCGAACGGAGACGUCUCCUCUUCGAAUCCGGAGGUGGAGCUUUGUAGCGCCUUGGCCAGUCUCAAAACGAACCAGGAGAGACCGCCUCACACGUUUAUGCUGGAAUGUUCCGAGGUGGCUCUCCUGAACAACGCCAGCUACCACCACGUCUUCCAGAAGGCCAUGGGCAAACUGUUGAACUCCCUCCAAGUAACGCGGAGGUCAGAGGUCAAAGGUCAAACCACACACGAGCCGUUUUAUGUGCUGGACGUGUCGGAAGGGUUCUCCGCGCUGUCCCUGAUAGCGGCCUGGUUGGGUCGCGGUUCCGGUUCCGGUUCUGGUUCUGGGUCCGUUCGGGCCUACAGCUCGGUGGAGAAGGAGCAUCACCGGACCAUGCUGCGUUUGCUGGCCUGCGGGAACGCCGUUCCAGAGAGCGCUCUGGAAUUCUGGCUCCAGCACGUGGAAGACGACUCCGCCGUGCUCCAGAGGCCGGCCACGGAGAAGCUGUGGAGCGCCAUCAUACUGGAUUGUAUCGAGACCUGUGGACUGGUCCGCCAGAAACUCAUGGAGAAAGCCUCCUUAGCCAGGUGCCUGUUGGAGGACGGUGGACGGAUUUUUCCGGAACGCGUGGUCAUUCACGGGAUGCUGGUGGAAUCGGACACCCUGCUCCAGGAGAGCGCUGUUCAGGGCACGGAGCCGACGCUUGGCUUCAACAUCGCCCCAUUCAUCAACCAGUUCACUGUGCCUGUUCACGUGUUCCUGGACCUGUCCACUCUUCAGUGCACACACCUCAGUCAGACUGUGGAGCUGUUCACACUGGACCUCAUGAAUCCAAACUCCAACUACAUCACCAGAGACGUCAGAGUUCGGGCCAGCGCCUCGGGGAAGCUAACAGCCAUACCGUUCUGGUACCAGAUCCAUUUGGACCAGGACCUGAGCGUCAGUACCUUCAGUCAGGACUCUCACUGGAAGCAGGCAGCAGUGGUACUGCAACAGCCCGUCAUAGUGCAGUCUGGGGACUGGGUUAGGUUAAAGGUCAAGCUUCAUGAAAGCAGCUUCUCCGUAGCAGCCACUGUAGAGGAGAAGGCCGCUACUAGCCAACAUCAAAGGACUGCUGCUAAGGAGGAGGGGCCUGUUGUCAUGGACACUAACAGGGAGGAUGGGCUUGUUGUCAUGGACCCUAACAAGGAAGAGGGGGCUGCUGUUAGAUAUGACACCAGAAAGGAGGGGCUUGUUAUUAUGGACACUGACAAGGAGGAGGGGCCUGUUGUUGUGGACCACAAAGCAGAGGAGGAGCCUGUUGCUAUGGACGCCAGUGGUUCUCUUUAG
Molecule: messenger RNA, 2422 nt
Organism: Chanos chanos (milkfish)
Lineage: Eukaryota; Metazoa; Chordata; Actinopteri; Gonorynchiformes; Chanidae
Gene: prmt9
Product: protein arginine methyltransferase 9
Exons: 10
Coding region: 2-2422 (806 amino acids)
Biological process (GO): chromatin remodeling; peptidyl-arginine methylation, to asymmetrical-dimethyl arginine
Cellular component (GO): nucleus
Molecular function (GO): protein-arginine N-methyltransferase activity; histone methyltransferase activity
Source: RefSeq, a predicted model, not a curated record